UGUUAAUCCAGCCUUCAUCCUGGAUUUCAUAAACUAAAACAAGGGAGGCUGGCAGGAGCUCAGCGCUGCCGCUGGGCUGAGGAAAUUGAUGACGGGGAAGCAUGCGGGCAACACAGUGUAUAAAACUCAUAAACGUGUAGGCAGAAGCUCAGCUACUACUUUGGACGGCUGCUUCCCGCCAGCAAAGACCAAGGCGGCAGGGAGCUGAGCUGGAGCCAGCUGGGAGACAUGAAGAGCCUCUUGCUGCUGACCACACUCCUGGUACCUGCGCACCUGGCUAUGGCCUGGAGCGCCAAGUAUGCGGUGGAUUGCCCAGAGCAGUGUGACAACAGUGCGUGCCGAAGCAGCCUGCGUUGCAAGAGGACAGUGCUGGACGACUGCAGCUGCUGUCAGGUGUGUGCUGCGGGACCCGGAGAAACCUGCUACCGCACAGUCUCAGGCAUGGAUGGCGUCAAGUGUGGUCCGGGGCUGAAGUGUCACUUUUACAGUGAAGAGGAUGAUUUUGGUGAUGAGUUUGGUAUCUGCAAAGACUGUCCCUAUGGCACUUUCGGGAUGGAAUGCAAAGAGACUUGCAACUGCCAGUCUGGCAUAUGCGACAGGGUGACUGGGAGAUGUCUGGAAUUUCCCUUCUUCCAGUAUGCAGCAGCCAAGCCGCCCAGCAGGACCGCUGCCUCUCACACAGAGCGUGAUGCGGCAUCUGGAGAUGGCAAUGCUGUGAGAGAGGAGAUUGCUGAAGGGAACGUCGCUCGUCCCUCUGUAAUGAAAUGGUUAAACCCACGCUGAUCCUGGCUGAGCCAAGAGAAGGCUCCACUUUAGUGACCAACACUCAGCCAACACCUUCAGAGUUGUCUAGAGCAGAGACUAUGGAUAUGUGCUUUAUGGAGACCAAGAGUGAUUCAGAGAGGAUCCAGAAAAAAAUGUAGGCGAUAUACAACCCCAAAAACAAUAUGACUGAACACUUUUAGAUAUAUGUUAAAUAUUUAAAUGCAUAUAGAUCUGUUAAAUGUGUGUGUGAGUGUGUGGGAGACAUCACCAGGGAGCUAAGCAUUCAAUUGAGAUGGUCUUAUGGUUAAUGAAUAAUCUGAUCAAAGCUGGAGAAACCGUGGGCCCUUAGAGUUGGGUGUACUUUCUUUUUGGGAUACAGGUUGAAGAAAGGGGAGCGAGAGAGGAUGGGGUGGUGGCGAAAGUAGGGGGUUAUAUCACUUGGCUCUUCCUUGUGGUAGCUUAAAAUGUAUUAUUUUGUUUUAAUUUGGAGAAACAAGACCAGAAAAGCCUUGAAGGAAGCUGGUGGGAGUAUGAGCAGCUGUCAUGAAUGGAAAUGCUAUUAUUACAGCUACCUGCACCUGAUGGGG
Mesocricetus auratus (golden hamster) is the source of this 1352-nucleotide messenger RNA. RefSeq names its product endothelial cell specific molecule 1 (gene Esm1). NCBI's taxonomy places the organism in Eukaryota, Metazoa, Chordata, Mammalia, Rodentia, Cricetidae. The transcript is spliced from 3 exons. Gene Ontology annotation, cellular component: extracellular region. Bases 229 to 783 code for a protein of 184 amino acids. The record is from RefSeq and is a predicted model, not a curated record.